Molecule: messenger RNA, 5175 nt
Organism: Hydatigera taeniaeformis
Lineage: Eukaryota; Metazoa; Platyhelminthes; Cestoda; Cyclophyllidea; Taeniidae
Source: the annotation of a GenBank genome assembly
AUGUAUCGAGUUUACUAUACGGAGGAUCCCAAGUUGCCAUUGGCUGAGUGGAGCGUUAAGUUGGUUCAAGUGGACUCAGCCCUGAGCCAAUCCGAUUUCACCGGCAGUACCAGCACUCUGACGCUGCUGACUCAUUUGCGUUCAAAUGCUACCUAUCACAUCCGUGUCAGUGCUUCCAAUGUCAAGGGCGAUGGACCGAUUUCACCGCCGUACCCGGUCAUUGUUAGACCUGGAGCAUUACCUCCGCCAGUGAACUUCAAAGCCGUCUCAAAGUCGGCCCACGAGGUGUCUCUCCACUGGGACACUCCCGACACCCAACAACGCGAACCUCCUCUGGUGAAUUACGAGCUUCUUGUAACCCCACUGGAUGGGGAAGGGAACAUGGAGGCAACAUCACGACAAGUUUUCAUUGAACCCAGUUUAAACAGCUACUUGGUGACUGGUCUUCUGCCAAAUACGAAAUAUGAAUUUCGUCUAGCCGCAGUGUCCGAAACCGGUGCUGGCAUUCAAACCGACACCACCGCCAAAACGAAGGAAUAUGUCCCUGGACCUCCAAAUUUGGUGACUGUCGAGGCGACAGGAAGUGAUCGUUUGCGCAUCACUUGGACACCACCGAAGGAGUCGAUUUUACCCUCUCUUCUAGUCAACAUGGGACAAAGGGCGAAUGAACUUCGAAUCGCCUUUUACGACAUUGACAUUCGCACUACCGACUCUAAGCCAAAACUAGCUACAGAAUAUGACAAUGCAAAUCUGGAACCCGUGUCACCCGAGAGAGCCAAAGAAUUGGGCAUUAUGGCUGAGUUGAUUGAAGGUGAAGAGAAUGUGACGAAGCUCAAUUGGGACUCACCUGCAGGAAAACUGCUUGGCGGACUCUCCUACGAGGUGCGAGUGGCCACAAUGGACGAGUACCAGACAGGUGAAAGUGUUAUAGGGAGGAUUGAGCUUCCAGAUGACAUUCCUACUCUGCCCCCCUCUGGGGUCCGUAUCGAUACCACCUCGCCUCACCUUUACCUCCACUGGAAAGCUCCACCAUUGGAGGCCCGAAAUGGGCGUCUAGUAGCCUACGAAGUUGAAUGUUCCUGGGUUGACUCGUCUCAGGGUUUUACAGACUCCUGGCAGUCGAGAGCCGUUAAAAUUACUCCAGACAAUUCUCCACCACCGUCAACACUCUUUUGGCCACCGGGUCGAGUUUCUCUGUUCAACAUCUCUGCAUCAGCUGUCAUCUCAUCCAGAACUGUCUACCGAGGUCGCGUUCGUGCUUGGACUCCAGCCGAUGCAGGGCCUUGGUCUGAUUACGUUUCGUUGAGUCUAAAACACCUUGUGCCGAAGGAGCCAACUUCUGUGAAUGCAGUCUACAUGGAGGAGAAGGGUGUUCUCGUCACCUGGGCAAUGCCUGAGGGUUUCAUACAAACCUCCUAUCACCGUGAGAAUGCACGGAGUAAAACGGAGGCCAAAUCGCUCACCUAUCGACACUUUGAGGUGGAAUACGCCAAACAGGUGAACAUCGCACAGCCUAUACAGUGGAGUACUUUGAAAACUGCGGGACCACAAACAAGUAUUACGAUGCCCAUUUUCGAGAAUCCAGAAAAUUUUGUUAUUCGUGCGAGGGCAAUUGGAAUUGCCAACUUGCAUAGUGAAUGGUCAACUCCGAUUCUGGUUCGAAGAGCGCUUCCUACAGAUUUUAUAGCUGUUGGAAAUCUCAAAUGUCAAGCCAUCUCAGUAAACGGAAGCAACGCUGAGUUGGAACUUACCUGGAACUUUGUCGCACCACUCACUGCUCCACCUAUCAUCCACUACUUGGUCAAUUAUACUGGUGGAAGGGUCUACCUCAAUGCAGAUGGCCAUCGUAUCCGAGAGUCGCAGGGAGAACGUGAGCAAUCAUUACGAGCCCCUGAAGUUCCCUUCGGUAUUGUCGUACACCAUCUGAUCGGCCUGAACUUUAAUACUGCCUAUCAAAUCGACGUGCUUCCUGUUUUUAAACGUUCCAUGUCAUCUGGUGUCUUUGGUGAAGCAAAGUCUGUGUUUUGUCGUACGCUUUCCAAACCACCCCAAUUCGUCCCUACACCUCAGUUUCAUGCUUCAAUAAACGGAGGAACAGGUCUUAUAGUGGUUUUUCGCGCCGAUGAACAAAAUGGAACUGUGGCCACUUAUGAAAUUCUGGCUAGAGAGGCUGGUCCGGUUGGUAAAACUCAGGCCCCAGCUGUGCUUGCACAGUUUCCAGCUGUCACGCUGUUUAGACCACUUACCAAGAUGGUACGUGUGGUUCUAAAUGGAUCUGCUGGAGCAAGUUCAAAUAGGGGAAGUGGAAUCUUCUUUGCACCGUCACUUAUGCCUGGCCAGGCAUACCAGGUUGCCGUUAGGACAUGUGUUGAGGCCGUUCUUCGGUCUACUAUUACCAUGACAACUGUAGAAUUGCAGUUGCCCUCUAAGAAUUUCACAAAGGGUCACGAUGCCAUCACUUCAGAGUUUGAUCUCAUCAAAGGUCGGAGUGUGGGCGGAACUGCUUUCUGCAGCACAAGCAGUUGGUCGGGUACGGAACCGAUAAAUUCGAGUCCAAAAAGAGUGAGCCAAAUAACCUCUCAGAUUCGAUACGACAGUGAGGAAGAUGAUCCAUUAUGGCCUCCGAUCGUAAAGGAGAAUAUAAGUGCCGUUGCGACUUCUUCACAGACGCCAUUUAAUGAUGCUGCUACUAUCCCACGUUUGGGAGAGCAGGAAUUCAGCUCUACGGAAGUCUACUUCCCUUCCGCCAAUGGGAAUGUUCAUGUGGCACAGCCGAUCUCACGCACCACAUCUGUCCUCAGGGCUGGUUCUUCACAUAGCGAUCGAAUUCAGAUAAUUGUUGCUGCUCUCUCUAUUGUCGUCGGGGUCUGCAUCCUCGCCUUCGUCUGCUUUCUCAUAAUCCGACACUUCCAGCAUCGUGGAGGUCAUUCUCACCAUCAACAUAACCAUCAUGGUGGAAAAUUUGGUGGAAACGCCAACACCAUAAAGCCACUGGAUGCUGCUCAAAUGAAAUCAAAUCACAAAGGAAUUUCAAACUUUUCUUCUGCUACUGCUCCUCUCCUCCGUUACGAGCCUUUGAUGUCGGGUCAAGGAAUGCGCUCACCCGAUGGCCUUUCAUUACACUCGGAACUGCUGGGUAAUGCAUCACUUGGCCGAUUUGGUGUCGCUGGGGGCGGCGGCGGUUGUGGCGAAAGUGCGGCAGUGAUGUCAGUAGGCAGCAAUUGUGUUUGUUCAACACCAACGGUAACUGGAACGGCAGUUUCCUUGGAAAUGCUGUCAACGGGAUUAGGUGUACGGCAGCCACCUCCGCCCUACUUCAUGAACCCACCGCCUCCCCUUAUACCCGAUAUGUUGAAUGACCAAGUGACAUCACAGCCAGUGCCACUGGAAGACUUGGCCUCUCAUGUCGAACAACUGAAGCAGAAUCAGGGUCUUCUUCUCUCUGCGGAAUUCGAGUCCAUUGAUCCGGGAGGUCAAUUCACUUGGGAGCAUUCAAGUCGGCCCGCAAAUCGACCCAAAAAUCGAUAUGCCAAUGUAGUCACCUACGAUCAUUCUCGUGUCGUUUUAAGUCGGAUAGACGGGGACUUAGAAAGCGAUUACAUCAAUGCAAACUUCCUUGAUGGCUACAACCGGAAAAGAGCUUACAUAGCUACCCAGGGACCACUUCCAAAUACCGUUUGUGACUUUUGGCGAAUGGUAUGGGAGCAGCGCUCGACCACAAUCGUAGCGAUGACUCGACUGGAGGAGAGAGAGAGGAUCAAGUGUGAACAGUACUGGCCGUCCAGUGGUCUUCCGGCCAGCGCUCGACUCAGCCCAACGAAAAGCAUCGAUUGGCUCUCACCAAGGGCAACUAUGCUAACGGCCUCGGAGAGUGCUCAGACUAUUACCACAGCUUCUGCUUCGCCAAUAGCAACCACAACCUAUGGACAGAUUACUGUCAGUUUGAUGGAUGCUAUGGAGUUGGCGUAUUACACUGUGAGGACAUUCACAGUCCAGAAAAGUGGGUGUCGUGAGAAGCGUGAAAUUCGUCACCUACAAUUCACCGCAUGGCCAGAUCACGGAGUUCCCAAUCAUCCCGCACCACUACUCAUGUUCCUGCGCAGAGUGAAUGCAGAAUUUGUUCCUGAUGUUGGACCAGUCAUCGUUCACUGUUCAGCUGGAGUGGGACGCACAGGUGCCUACAUAGUGUUGGACAUUCUCCUCCAACAGAUGCACCACGAGAACUCAGUCAAUGUCCUGGCUGUGGUAACACAGCUUCGUAGUCAACGUAACUUUGUGGUUCAAACCAAGGAGCAGUACGCUUUCAUCUACGAGGCCCUGCUAGAGGCCGGGUUGAGUGGAAAUACCGAGCUCUCGGCACGUCAGUUACGUGAUCACUGGCACAAAUUGAUAGUGCCCUGCUGUACUGAGGAAACAAUUACAACACCAUCACCGGAGUCCAGUCAUGAUCCCCUUGCUAAUACAGGUCUGGCCUUGGAGUUCGGUCAAUUGGUUAAUCAGACAGUUGGACCGAUUGCGGGGUUGGUUGCGCAUCAUUCUCCAGGCGGACUGCUGGCGUGUUCUGAGGAUUUUGGAGAUUCAUCAGCCGAUGUUCUGAGUGGCGCCUUGCCGGUUAACAUACCAAAAAAUAGGCGCGGCACCGAUUUCAUUCCCUACGAGAGCAACCGAGUAAAAUUAUCGUCGAUAAGGGGAGUUGAAGGUUCCGACUACAUCAACGCCUCCUACGUCGACAGCUAUCGAGUGAGAUCAUCGUUCAUCGCUACACAGACACCACUUAUGCCGUUCGUGGAAGAUUUUUGGCGAAUGAUCUGGGAGUCAGGCUCUUCUAUAAUAGUUCAACUAGAUUCUUACGAAUUUGAUAAAGAGGUCAUCGAUAUUUCAGAGAGUCUACUCAUAACUAACACAGAAUUCUCGAUGCUUUUGUUCCAGCCACCCUACUGGCCAAUGGAAGAGGCAGCAAGGUACGGAUUUUUAGUGGCAGAGGCCCUGGCCUCUUACGAUAUGACGGCUUACGUGCUACGGGAAUUCCGAUUAACAGAUGCCAAGAGCAGUCAGUCUCGAAUAAUUCGCCUUUUUGAAGCCUCUCAUCUUUCCCUCCUCAUUGGUCGGGCGAUAGCAUCCUCUCGACACAUAAACCAAUCCAGUGUGAGUGAUGUGACGCUGCCACCUUCACUG